AUGGCCAGGCAGCCAUCUCUGCAGCAGGUCAUCGGUGUGCUGCGGCGGGCAGACCCGGCUCUUGGCAACUUAGCCGAGACUGUGUCGCAGGUUUGGGAUCUGCUGCAGACGGAGCUCGAAGAGCGGCGCGCGCUGGACAGCUCUCAGGCCGAGAAGAUCGGCCAAAGUGGAACACUUCUCCUGCACCUCUUCGCCCUUGGCCGUUUGAAGUGCCUCCAGGGUGCCGGCUUCGAGCUCCCUGCCGAGGAGGUGCCACUGGUCUCUGACAGGCAGCGGCUCGCUGAGGCUCUGCGCUUCACGCGCCUGGCCGUGGCGUCCUACGGGGCCAACUUGCUGGCCUUGGUGGGGCUGCUCCAGUGGCGGGACGCCUGGCCCACCGACGGCGCGAAGCGUGACAAGGUCGCGGCCACGAAAUAUCUGCAGAUUGAGCCGGAACACGUGCUUGCCUGUGGCACCUUGAGCAGGGAGGCCCAGGAGACCAAAGCCCCAGACCGCUUCAAGCCGUGGUGGAUACUGCUUGAGGAUGACGGCGAACUAAUUCUGUCCAUCCGAGGCUCUGCGAAUGCGGCUGACAUUGCAACCGACCUGGCUUGCAGCAACUGUGAGUUUCUGCACGGCUUUGCCCAUGAAGGAAUGGCUGGAGCAGUGCUUUCUGUGUGGGAGGAAGCACAGCCUCAGGUCAUGAAAGCAAUUGGUGCCCAUGACUAUAAGCGCUUUGUGGUGUGUGGGCACUCUCUGGGUGGAGCCGUGAGCUUGCUGCUGGGGAUGAAGCUCAGAGCGGAGUCCACGCUGCCGCUGGAAGUGAGGGCCUUUGCCGCCGGGCCACCUCCGGCUUUCCAAGGCGAGGUCCGAGAGGACCUAGAGGAAGGGCUCAUGUCGGUGAUCAACCGCUGUGACCCGGUCCCACACCUUUCGCUGGACGCCGCUCUUCGCAUGGUCUUGGCCGCAGAGAACUUGGCCGAAGCCGGCCUCUCCUGGCAACAGACGCUGUCUCUGGUGAUCGGCGGCAGCGACGUGUCGAACCCCAUCUUCGACGACUUGUUGCCUGAUCACCUGGAUGUCGGCAUGGCCCCGUUGCGGAUACCUGGACAGGCGAUGUGGCUGGUGGAUGCUGUGGCAGGGCGCCAAGUGCUCGCCGUCGACUUGGCUGAACGGCUGGAUGACUUUACACGUGAGCUCCCGGAGAUCUCUGUGGCACAGUCUGCCCUUGAUCAUGUCAUGUCCACCUAUGUUUACAACAUGGACAAAGCCUACAAGAGGCUUGAGUCCUAG
Symbiodinium sp. CCMP2456 is the source of this 1272-nucleotide messenger RNA. NCBI's taxonomy places the organism in Eukaryota, Dinophyceae, Suessiales, Symbiodiniaceae. The record is from the annotation of a GenBank genome assembly.